CUACAGAUAGUGAACAUAGAGUACUGCGUUCUUAAUAUACAUUGUACCUGGAGCUUGGGAAGUACCCUCCUUACCAGUCACUGUUUUUGGUUCGAUUCAGUGUUUGCGGGGUGGGAUGGGUGGGGGGUGGAGAUGGGAUUGCAUAACUUUUGUAUGCUGCUGUCCGUACAAACGAAAAGAAAAAACAUCAACACCCUUUGUCAGUCCUCUAAAAUGUAAUGAAGAUUUGAAAAACAAUAAGGUCAGGAAAUUUUGAGCUGAGUUAGUAGGAAUGCAGUAAAACAAAACAAUGAUGAGCACUUGAGUGUGGGGUUGGGUUUCGUCUGCUUUUUGUUUCGUUAGCGAGCUUUGAAAACAGAUUGAAACAUUCAAAACAUAUCAUGCAUGGAGUAAUGAAAAUAUGAGGAGAAAAGAGUAACCUUAUCCAUACACAACUCAUAGUUCCUCGGUUCGCUCCGACGAAGGGCUAGUGUAACCUCUAUCCCAGGUUGUCUCUUCCUCCUAUUUGAAUCCCAUUUACGCUAGCCAAGUUUACAUCAUCAACUCAAUUGAUCUAACCAAAUUCCCCAUACUUCACAGUUUACUGGAAAAAGGAUUUUUAAGAUAAAAAAUGAUAAAAGACUUCUCAUUCUGAACUAGAUCACUAACUGCUAAACAGGUAUCACCAAAGUUGUAUCAUAAGUGGGCUGUUAUAUCGUAAUGUCCUUUGUCCUGAGUUCUCUCUCUCUAAAACAAACACUCAUCAGCCGCGAACCCUCAAAGUAAAAACUUAAUCUUUGACGGACUUUUCUAAGCUUUAUUUUUAUUCUUAUUUACGACUGGCCGUGGUUAAGGCUUUGAGCGUGUGGGGAAAUAGGCCCUUUUAUGACUUUUUAUCCCUUUUGAAAAUAAGUUGUAAAUUUUAGCUAAAAAGCCAAAACGACUAUCUGCACCUUUCUUCGUUGAUUCGUAUGCUUCUUUAAUAUGGCAUUUGUAUCAGAAACGUUCCACAGGGUGUUACGCCUUCAAAACCCAAAAGCGGGUGGUAACUACAAUUAUCUUUAAUUAAAAUUAACACGGUAAAUUACCCUUAUUAUUCUCGGCCAUUCGUAGGUACCAAUCAAAAGGCUUGACGCUCUGUGGGCCACUUCUGCUCCAACAUGUAUCAUAGACCUAGAAGUAAGUUAUUUAACCAGUGCGGGUUUCUCUGACGUGACCUAGAUGAAAUACGACACCGAAUGUGUGAUGUGGCUGGAUAUUCCAAGAAAGUUCAAUUGACAUCCGCUGUUUGUUCAGUUAGCAAUUCCGAGAAAGCGAAACGUGAGCCCUUUUAAUUCAAAAAAACAACUGCAGGCGAGUCAGUUAGAUUCAAGGAAAGAUCUCUUGCGGACGACGUUUUUGGUAAAUUUUUCAGUUUGCCCUGAUUCUAGAGUGGUUUUGUUUGUUGGCCUCUUUUAACUUCAGUCGCUAGACAUUUUUACUUGGGAAGGUAGAAUAGAGCUUCGAACAGAUAUUUUGGUAGUAAAAUUGAAAGAGGAAUUUACGGUAAACAUGUCUUAAAAACGGAUCGGAAAGUCCAGGGUCAUUUUCUCGCAGCGGUAAUGGAUUCAAAAAGUUAGAAUUCUCCCGCUUUCGUUAACGUAGACCGAAAGCUCCUCUCUGACUUUUCAAGUGUUGCUGCUUCUACGGCGGAAUUCGUUUCUGAAACACGACGCGCCAGAGAAACUCGCUCCUUUGUGAGGAUUUUCUCAGUAUCUGCAAAAAGGAGUUGAUCGUAUAAAUUCGUGUUCAGAAGUAAAAAAAAAAAGUACAGAUAGCCAUAAGAUCUAUUUAUGAGUUUCUGAGUUACAGGAAGGUUGUGCCGUUUUAUGAGACGUGGGCGAGCCUUUAUGGCAGAAGUUCCUGUACAACUUGAGCUCUUUUGAACGACGAAUUAUGGAUCAAGCCAACAGUAACAAAAUUUCUGCCUUUAAAUUGCACAAAAUCGUUAGAAACAGGGACUAAUUAAAAUAUAAAUUCUCUCUCUGGUGGCAAAGAUUUCAAUAUUAUCCCAAAUUUCGAUAGAAUUGAGUCGUGUGCUAGAUUUUGGACUUCACAUAGUUUUAGUGUAAAAUGGGAAUUGGCUACAUGCAGACGGCGGUGAACAAACGAAACUUAAAAGUUAGUCAUAAUCGUGCCCUAAAUUACUAAUUAAUGUUUAAAGAAAAGCUAGAGGCUUCCCUUUUUCAGAGUUUUUGUUAUUUGUCAAGACAUAUAUUUAGACUAAAGCGAGGUGAAUGUGGUUGACAUCGCCGACAGAGACUAUUCGGUGAGAAUCCACCAUUUUCUGUCCGCGUAAUUGCAAGUGCUACUUCGUGGAGACCGUUUCAUAGUAAAAUCUACUCGAAAAUUGCCUUUGCCCUAAACAAAAAAAAACAAAAAAAAAACAGCGAGCAGUUGAAAACGAAAAGUAUCUCCGAAAAGUUUAAACUGCAAGACAGUGUCGCUAAAUCCCCAUAACUGGCCGUAUCAGCUACGGAUUUUCUCUCAUUCUGGUUCAUUUCCGUUUGAAAGCCUAAGCUUUUACACGGACGAUAGCCGAACGCAAAACUCUCGUAAUAGAGUUCUCUGAAGGACUUUUUCAUUUUUAGAAGCGAGAGAACCGAAUCGUUUCAGUUUAACAGCAAACAGAGGUUUGCGCCCAGCUACAGGGAAUUUGAUACAAGCACAGCUGUUCAUCUGUUUUCCUGGAAAGCGUCCGAGUGUUCCGGGAAAGUGAAGGGUUAGAAACCGUUCCUCUUGCUUUGAAAAUAUUUGAUGCUAAUUUUAUACUAAAUUAUAGUGAAUGAAAAGUAAUUGAAUAUUAUCAGUGGGGUUCCGUCCAUUCAACAAGUCUGUUAUCCAGAGAAACACAGCAUACAGCUCCUCUAUGUAUACUAACCCGGGAAUGCCUUCAUAAAUGACCUAAAAAUAACUGGGUGAAAACAAGGAAAUUCCAUUUUAUAAUCAGUCAAAAUUAGAAAACACGCAAAACUAAUAGUAUAAUUAGAGACAUUACAGGUAAAAUUGAGACUAGCAACAGCUGCUUAUUCUUUGAGAAAGUAAAUGGGAACAACAGAGCCCGGAUGGUUCUGGAAAAACUUAAAUGACACGCAGAGCUUUGAUCUGCUUGCAGACAAAGUAAAGCAAAUGCACAUAUUUAACAGCAAAAAUGGAAACUAAUGUUUAUGUUGUUUCAGAGAACAAAAGACAUUUUUCUGCUAAGCUAAAGUGAAUGUUCGUUUGAUUUGAAAAUUAGACACCCUCAGCUGUAUGAAUUUCAACGAGGUAUAGUUUUAAUUUAUGUUGCUAUUGGGACCCAGCUUAGUUUCCUAACAGGGUUAUGAAAGUAAGACUCCUGAAGAAGGCGUGCCUUCUAUCAGUCAACGGUUGGUCAACCAUGGUGAAAAAAUGGCUAAACGAGAGAUCAAACUCGGACUUGCACAGGCAGGUUUCAAGCUUAGAGAAAAAAAUAAACAAAAACACGCAUAUAAAAUGCUCUCCGUACCUUAAAUGAAAACCCCAUUAACAGAUUUAAUUCCAGUAAAAGCACUUUUUUGCAUAACCUCAACCAUUAGUCUGCGGUUUUCGUUGUUUGAUUUCCUGACUACCUUGGAUGGAAUUCGUUAACCGCUCCACCGGCCGUCGCCGGAAGUCUUAUGAAACAAGUACAUAUUUCCGGGAAAUCUGUUCACGUGACAACCGCGGUUUCUUUAGUCGGCAAUUCCGGGAAAUCGUUAAAUUCCAAGAAAACUCUGUACCUUUCGCCAAGCUCGGGGCAGAUUUCUAUCUAAAGUUUUCGGUGACAAUGAUUACUUAAUGCGAGCAGAAUUCUGACGGCUUUUCCUGGUUACAAUGGACGUUGAUGUUGAUGAUGAGGGGUUUGACUUGAUUCAGCCAUCUCUCAUUCAGCAGUUGAGGAAAAUCUUAGAUGAGUACCCGGAUGAUGGUCAGAUAUUAAAGGAGCUUAUUCAGAAUGCAGAAGAUGCAGGAGCAACAGAGGUCAAAUUUCUUUAUGACAAACACAGUUAUGGGACCAAGAAACUCCUUAGGAAAAGUCUUGCACAGUUUCAGGGACCAGCUCUUUAUGCCUACAACAAUGCCAAGUUUUCUAAAGAGGACUGGAAAGGCAUCAGAAUGAUUUGUGACAGUAUCAAAGUUAAAGAUCCCAUGAAAGUGGGCCGGUUUGGCUUGGGUUUCAAGUCUGUAUUUCAUAUGACAGAUUUACCAAGCAUCCUUAGCGGUCAAAGAAUGGGGUUCAUUGACCCGCACGAGGAACACUUUAGUGAAGGUGUAAACCGGAAAACGGGAUUUGAUUGCAGAUUAAAUAAGGGGUGUGAGACCAGCACACCUGAUCAGUUUGCUCCUUACAACGGGAUAUUUGACUGCGAUGAAGAAGUGUUUCGUAGUGGACAUUACAAUGGGACGAUGUUUCGUUUUCCCUUGCGUACCACACCGUCUGAAUUAUCGCAAACGAUGUACUCUGUCGAGAAAGUUACAAAUUUGUUUGACAGUUUCAUGGCCGACGCUCACCUGGCACUCUUGUUUAUGCGAAACCUUGAAGCUAUCGAGCUUUACGUACGAGAGGAGUUAGAGGCACAGCCCAGAAGAGUCUUUCGAGUUAAAAUCAGCGACGAAUCUGCCGCUCAGUUGGCAAGAAGCAGGAGAAAGGAAUUCUUUGCUGCAGUCAAACCUGGAAGCCACAUGGCAGAACCUGUCACAGUCACUUACCCGAUCACAAUUGAAGUUGAGGCAGAUGGCAAGAAAGCGAGUCAUUCGUUUCUGGCAACAAGCUACUGUUGUGGUGGUCAAGUAUCAGAGCAGUUUGAGCGGCUCUUAACAGACAAAGACCUUAGCUACUUACCUUUAGUUGGUGUUGCUAUGGCGCUACCAUCGGGAGCAAACCCCCAGACGCCCAACGUUUCAGGUCAUGUAUUUUGUGUUCUUCCUUUGCCAGUGCCACCUAAAAGCAUGACCGGUCUGCCAGUGCAUGUGAACGGAUUCUUUGCCCUGAGCCAGAACAGACGACAUAUCAAAAUGCCAAAUGUGAAUCAAGAAGAGCGAGCAAAGCUGGAUGACAAGUCCUUACUCUGGAACUGCUGUCUCCUUGAGGAAGCUGUCCCAAAGGCGUAUGCCACGUUGAUUUUUCAAGCCAUUGAAAACAACGUACCACCAGAGGCAAUUUACAAGGCAUGGCCAGAUAUCACCAGCAUUGAACCAACCUGGAAAAGACUGCAAGUUCCUCUGUUAAAGUUUCUAUGCAGCGCCCCCGUCAUAUUCACAGAAGCCGCAGGAGGGAAAUGGCUUGACAUCGGGGAGGCUAUCUUUGACAGACUUCAUGAAGACGACCCAAGAGAGCUGCUUCGACAAGUUUUGUUUCAAGCCCGUCAAAACGUCGCUACUGUACCCGACCACGUGAUUCAGUGUAUCACCUGCCAUACACCUGCCAUCUCAGAGGUCGAUCCCUCCUUUGUACGACUUGUUCUCAAGAACACCCCAUCGUGUUAUGUGACGUUAGGACGAACAGAGAAGUUGUGCCUCCUCAAGUUUGCUCUUAAAGAUGAGAUGUUUUUCCAGCUGCUUGGCUUGGAACUUUUGCCUCUCUCUGAUGGGACAUUUACAUCUUUUAGAAAUCCAGAUGAAUUUGCCAUUUAUAUGACACCACCAGAGCAUCCAGCAGAGCUUCUACCUGGCUUACGACACCGACUUCUUGCCCAGGACGUUGACAGAGGCAUUUUAAGAAAGCUACAGGAAGUUGCAGAGAAAGGAUGCACUCAGCUAGAACUCCUUCGCAAAGAUCAUUUACCUGAUCUGCUUCGGGAAUCACUGCCACCUAAUUGGAUAAAUGGCGACAAGGUUCAAUGGCACCCUGACGAUGAAACUCGCAACCAGCCACCACAGAAGUGGCUCCUUUUCCUGUGGAAUUACCUCAGAGAACAUUUCACAACGGAAGAAGAACUGUGUCAGCUACAAAAUCUCCCCUUGAUUCCGCUUGACUUCAAGAAACUUCCUGUCACACUAACAAAGCUGAAGAAGCCUUCCAAAGUUGUCGUUAGACGGCUGGGUAGUGCCGUCCUCGAUCAAACUUUGUGUAAAGUCCUGACACGUCUGGGUGUGUUAGUCAUGGAAGAUUUCCCUGACUUUUUGAAAAACCAUCCCGCUAUUCUGGGAACAUUUGUCCAGCCACCAUAUGUCAGUGGCAUUUUACAAGCCAUGAAAGUUUCUUCCUUCGAAAUGGGUGAAGGAAUGCACUCAGCGAUCUUGCUGGAGAAAGUCACUGAUAAUGAAAAACGUUCCUUGAGAAAGUUUAUUGCCAAGACCCCAUCCUUAAGUUCUGAAGAAAAGAAUACUCUUCUUUGUCUUCCCAUUUUCGAAACCUUUGGUAAUUCAAGAGAAUUCGUGUCAAAGGGGCAAGGCCUGCAAGCAGCACCAGCUGAUGCAGGCGAGUUUCCAGUGAGUCCCAAAAUGCCUUUCAUUGACAUUAAGGAUGAAGACUCCAGUAGGAUGGCUCGUUUAUUGGACAUCACAAUCCUAAACACCACUGAUUUUCUGCUUGAGGGGAUAUUUCCACACGUUCAGAACCAAGCCUAUCUAAAUGAAGAAAUCGACAGACUUAUGGCUUUUGUGAUCAAGAGGUAUGACGUCUACGUUGGUGACCGUACCAGAUUUGAAGCGGAAAUGAAAGCGUUGCGGUUUGUGCCAACCGGUGGAGGUCGUGUCACAGCGCUGGAUCUCUUUGAUCCAAGGAACGAGCUGCUGCGGGACAUUUUAGCUGAAGAAGACGUUUUCCCUUUCGGAGAGCAAUACAAUAAGUCUUCAGUCCUUGCAGUUCUGGAGAAGCUUGGUAUGAAAAGUGAGGAAAAAAUCACCGCCCAAGAACUCUAUCAAAGUGCCACAAGAAUUCCUGAAGUUUCAAGUAUGCAUGCGGAGCGAAAGUCACAAGCAGUGAUGGCAUAUUUAGAAAGGCAGCCGAGAAGGCUUAGAGAGACCGUCAAUGGAACAGCACUGGGAGACCUGCUUCGAGAAAUACCUUGGGUAUGUAUCAUGAGACAAAAACCCGACCAUUUUCCAAGCAGUCUUCCUUUCUGGGGAGAAGUAAAUUCAAAGAACAAAUUCUUCAGACCCACAGACGUCAAGAGUGCACAAAAGGUUAAUCUUAUUGGAACAGUAAAGCCCAUUGCCGAGACAGAAUCAUCGAGUCCAUUAGCCAGCUACUUUGGCUGGAACGAAAAUCCCCAUGCUUUUGACGUUGUUAAGCAUUUAAGUGUUGUAGUAAAUUGUUACAAACAAGACGAAAAGUCACUCUAUAUGGAGAUAGUGCAAGACACCUACUCUUUCCUCACUGAUGCAGAUCAUGCUGAUGUCAGUAAAGCCUUUCAGGGAAUGGAGAACUCCAGCUGGAUUUGGAACGGAGAUGGAUUUUCGGCUCCCUCUGUUAUGCUUGCCGAAAAGCCGUCACCUGAUCUCUCUCCAUACAUUUCCUUCCUUCCAACCGAGACACGGAAGUAUCGUGAUUUGUUUUUGAAGUUUGGCAUCGAGGCAAAGUGUGAAGCCUCCGUUUUGCGUCGCGUCCUUUGGUUGAUAAAGGAGAAGUAUGACCGUCCUGAUCAUCGUGCUGAAGCCUCUGACGUGGAAAGCGACCUGCAAUUAUCCGUUUCUAUCCUGAAUAAGUUACAGAGUAAUGGUGAUGAGCUGUCCCUGCAAUUUAAAGAAGAAGUUCUUAUUCCAACGUACGUGAAAGAAGAUGCCUUUGUCAGGCUUGCACAACCUGAGGAGUGCAUGUACUGUGAACGUGAGUGGCUGCAAUCAGAAACUGAUGAUGAAGACACAGCCCAUUUCCUCGUCCAUCCCUACGUGUACAACAGCACAGCAGAGUUUUUCGGUGUUCGAACGCUAAGUAACUCAAUGCUGGAUCCCGACGAGCUAGAAGUGGGAGAACAAUUUGGUCAAGAGGAAAAACUAACUUGCAGACUCAACAAACUUCUUUUAGAAGACUACACCGAUGGAUUUGCGGUGCCAAAAGAACUUAUUCAAAAUGCAGACGACGCUGGUGCCACUGAAGUCAGCUUCCUGUAUGACGAACGGACUAAUGAAGACGCCAUGACCUGUCUGAUUGACGAGGGAAUGAGGGAAUGCCAAGGCGCUGCCCUGUGGGUGUACAAUGAUGCCGAGUUCCGAAAUGAAGAUUUUGAAAACUUAACAAAACUAAACGGAGCAACGAAAGAAGAGGACACUGACAAGAUUGGAAGGUUUGGCCUUGGCUUCAACGCAGUGUACAACCUAACUGAUGUACCCAUGCUUGUGAGUAGAAAUUAUUUCGUGGUUUUUGAUCCCAACACCUUCUACCUGGGAAAACAAAUCAGGAAUGUGAGUAAACCAGGUAUAAAAAUCGACACAAAUAAGAAUGUAAAGGACUUGCGGAAGUUCCGAAAUCAGUUCAAACCGUUCAAUGGCAUCUUUGGUUGCGACCUUCGUCUAGAUAAAGAUGACAACUCCUUUCAGGGAACGCUGUUUCGUUUCCCUUUGCGAACCAAAGGACAAGCCAUACGAAGUGAAAUCAAGCAACUUCCUUACGACUUCAAGCAAAUGAAAGAAUUACUGAGGCUAUUCAUUCGUGGGGCCAGAUCGCUGCUACUUUUCACACAAAAUGUACGCAGCGUUAGCAUCUUUCAUUUGCCCAAAGAUUCCUCAGAGCAGCCACAACCUAAGCUCAUUUUUGAGGUUACCAAAGAGUUAUCAAAGAAUGGGAUCUUGAGAGAGUUGUCUGUCCCAUUCACCUUAUCCACUGCUGCUCAAAAUCUGGGCAUUGAAGAACAGUUCUUUUUGAAGCAGUGCAAUUUCCUGAAAGCGUCAUCUGAGGUCGCGACGUGUGCUUCAGAUUCCAAUACUUCAAGCACUGAGUUCCUACGAUCUGCACUUCAACUCAACGUGAAAAGCACUGUUACAGAGGCCGGUAACCGUUUCUUUGAAGACGAAAUUCACUCACAAUCCGUUGUUGAGACGUGGCUGGUGGCAUCGUCAAUGGGCACUGGCGAGGCAAUGAAGUUCUCGAUUCAAAACAAAGCCAAAAGUCUUGUUCCGUCAGCUGGAGUUGCGGUUCAACUGACUAACCACAAUGCUCCCAUUUCGAUACCUGUUUGUCAAUCAACUGACACAGGGACUUUGUUUUGUUACCUUCCACUUCCAAUCCAUAGUGGUCUGCCUGUACACGUCAAUGGAGCUUUCGCAGUUACUUCUAACAGGCGUAAUUUGAAAGAGAAAUCGGAAGACGACAAACCUAGCUUUGACUCAGGGUGGAAUGACGUUCUCUUGAGAGACUGUGUUUGUUCAGCAUAUCUUGAUCUUGUUGAAGACGUCAAGCCAGCUACAGAAGCUCCUGGGAACACGUAUCAGUUCCAUUCAUUGUGGCCCAAGUACUGUGAAGUCCAAAAAGCCUGUGAGCCUCUUGUACGUUCAUUUUAUGGGCGCCUUGUUACAAGGAGUCUCCCUCUCUUUGCGAGUGGCUGCAGAUGGGUCGGAAUCCAUGACGUUUGUUUUCUCCACCCAAAGUUCCGUCUUGAUGAUCUUAUCGGAGAUAUUGCGUUCGAGGUUUUUCAGGCGUUAGCUAGUGGCAGUAAAGCUGUUGUGGAUCUCCCGGCCGACGUGUACGAGUCGUUUGAAAAGUGUGGUCUGGCAGCAAAGAUCCAGCCUGGAUGCUAUGAUGAGGUCAGGUUUUAUCGUGAAUUAUUCUUCCCGAAAAUUGCUUCUGUGCCCCCUCAGUUAAGGAACAACUUAGUACUUUACGCAUUAGAUGACAAAAGUGAAAAGUUUGAUGGCUUUCUGGCUGCAUAUGCCUGCAUUCCGGUUUCCCCUUUCGGGAAAACACUUAAACUUCCAAGAGAACUGGUCUCUCCAAAACGAGAGGCAAGAUUGCUUUUUUGUCCAGUAGAUGAAAGGUUUCCGCACGGCAGUCAGGAGACGUUUCUUAAUCCUACACGGCUGUUUAAGCUUGAGAGGCUUGGAAUGUUGACAGAUGAUAUCUGUUGGCCUGACGUUGCAGAAAGGGCAGAGAGCAUUUGCAUUUUGAAUAAAAAUGACAGCGACGCAGCAGUUGAGAGAAGUGAAAACUUGAUAGGCUAUUUAGAGAAAAAACUGAAGCGUAGCGGUCAAUAUAUUGAGUCCCAGGUUCAAACCAGGAUUUUAAGGGCAAAAUUUAUUCCAGUUCAAAAGAAGCCACAAUCGUUUCCGCUCACAUGGAUGGGCGACCAGUUACAAGAUGGAAGCAAUCAAGUCCUGGUGUCACCGGCGGAUGUCUAUUUAAGAGAACACUUGUAUUUAGUGUGUUGCUCUGAAGCAAUAGUAAAUGUGUCCAUGCCACCUAAAGUCAAAGACUUUCUGAAGUUAAACAGGAAUCAGCCUACAGUCAAGCAUGCGAUCAACCAACUAAAUGAGGCUGUGUCUACAAGCUUAGGCAUCGCUGGUAGCGACGAGAUCAGAAAAGUGUGCAUCGAGUCCUACAAAUUUCUUGAAGGGGCUCUCAAGAAGAAUGAAACCAAGAUAGUAGAUUGCCUCAAGGGGAAACGUUUCAUUCUUGUUGGAGAUGAGUUUUUGUGUCCAAAGCAAAUAGCGUUCAAGCUAAAUGCUGAUUGCCCUCCUUUCCUUUACAAGGUUCCCGAAGAACUGGCUAGGUUGUGUUCCACACUUUUGAAAGCAACUGGAGUAAGAGAUGUUUUUGAGGCAGAAGAUUUCAUUAGCGCUUUGGAGCGCAUCAAGGAACGUUUUGAAGGUAGGAAACUGGACAAACGGACGCUUGCUGUUGCAGUUACCCUUUCUACUCAAUUAGAAGAUUCACUGGUGGAGUCCAAGUCCUGUAUUACAACAGAUAAGAAGAGGGAAUCCAUUUAUCUUCCGAAUUCAAACGGAGUAAUGAAACUAGUGAAAGAACUUUGCUUUCAAGACUGCUCUUGGAUUUCCGGGGAAACGGGCAUUCAGUUUGUCUAUUCCAAGAUUCCUCAAUCGACAGGUGUUGCAUUAGGAGUAAAGACAAGGAGAGAAGAGGCUUUGCGGCGUCAUGCACUGGGAAUAUCUUUUGGGCAAAGGGAAAAACUAACAAAUCGCUUGAAACGCAUCCUGAAGGCUUAUCCAUGUGGGAACGAACUAUUGAAAGAACUCCUGCAGAAUGCAGAUGACGCUCAGGCAACUGAGAUUUGCUUUAUUUUGGAUCCCCGCAGCCAUCCCAAGGAGCGGAUAUUUGAGACCUGUUGGGAGCCUCUGCAGGGCCCUGCCUUGUGUGUGUACAACAACAAGCCUUUCACAAAAUCCGACCUUGAAGGAAUACAGAACCUUGGAGAGGGCAGUAAGGGAGACGAUCCAAGCAAGACGGGCCAGUAUGGGGUCGGUUUCAAUGCUGUCUACCACCUUACAGACGUUCCUUCGUUCAUGUCCAAAGGGGACGAGAUCGGUGACGUUUUGUGUGUGUUUGAUCCACAUUGCCGGUACGUCCCUGAUGCUAAUCCCCAGGAACCAGGCAGAAUGUACGCAGAUACAGCAAAGCUAAAAGAAACGUUUCCAGAUGUAUUUUCGUGCUACCUAGGGGAGCAUUUCACCUUAGAGGAUUCAACCAUGUUUCGAUUUCCACUCAGAACACAAGAGAUGGCGGAAACAUCCAAGUUGUCAAAAGUUCCAGUUAAGCUGAAAGAUGUGAGAGGAAUGAUGGAAGCGCUUAAAAGUGAGCUCUUUGAAGUCCUUCUUUUUGUAAACAACGUAAAGAAGAUCACAUUGUGCGACAUCGAUGACAAUGGGCAAGUGGCGAACUCUUACUGUGUGGAAGCAUUGAUAUCCGAGCAAGAUGCACGCAAGCGACUUCAAUUCGCCAGCUACAUAAAGAAGAUUGGAAAACUGGUGAGAGAAGGAGAGUCGCUGCCCUUCAACGACGGAUCAAAACAAUGUUCCUACUUUAUGACCUUGUGCGACAAUGUGGGAAACGAGGAAAACUGGUUCAUUGUUCAGAAGUUUGGUUUUGAGAACAGCGUUGCAAAAAGCAUUCCCGAAGCUUUCAGAAGGCAAGACCUUGCGCUGCUUCCCUUGGGUGGCGUUGCUUGUCUUUUGAAAAAGGAGCCAAAGAGAAGGGCAGCAGUGGAGAGGAAAAAGAAAGCCUAUUGUUUUCUUCCGUUGCCUGUUAAAACUGAUCUCCCAGUCCACAUAAAUGGCCACUUUGCGCUUGGCCACGAGGCCAGACGAGAUUUAUGGAGAGAUGAAACUGGAGGAUAUCGAAGCGAUUGGAACAAUAGUUUGCUGGCUGAUGUAAUCGCGUCUUGUUACUUAACACUUCUAGAUGAAGUGAGGAGCUGCUAUCAGCCGCCAGUCUUGCAAAGCCCUGACCCAGGCAGAUCGAGUUGUAACGAAAACGAUUUGAUUAGACGCCUCCAGGAUUAUGAAAAGUUGUUCCCAACAUUUUCUAGCAAAGAUUCGCCCUGGAACCCGUUAGUUAAAUCAGUGUAUCAAGGGAUGAACAACAAGCAACUUCCACUCCUGCCGGUGGUUCGUAGCUCGACUCGCAGACAUGAAGCAGAAUUGAAAUGGUUUCCACCGACGGGCACAGGAAACGAUCAAGCAUUCUUUAACAACCUAGAAGCUGAAGAAACUAGAGAGAGGAGGAGAACAAAGAGGAAAAUUAGUAGUGUGGCCGAAAUAUUGGUGCAAGCAGGUUUUAAUCUGGUGAACUUUUCGUUGUCUGUUUUUCAUAAUUUGGUGCAGUCUGGAGUGAAUGCCCGUUGCGUAUCUCCUGCGUCGGUAGUAGAUUUUCUGAAGACCUUCAGUAGCCAAGAUUCUUUUUGCAGGAUUGGACCACUACCAGUCGUUGUUAGCGAAACUCCGUUCAGAAACGAAAUUGGCGUUUCCCUGCUGCUUGCCUACUGCAAAGAUCAAGAACAGUUCUGCACGCAUUUAUCAGGCCUUCCCUUACUUCUUACGCAAGACAACAUCCUUCGUGUGUUUGAUCUUGAAGAUCCAAAAUUCCUUUCUGAUUACUACGACAUUUUGCCACAUUGUCAGGAGAUGUUUGUUCAUGAGCGACUAAAAAGAGAUAUCUUUCAAGGCGGCGCAAGCGGUGACGCCCCUGUCUUCCAACCAUUUGACGUCAAAGCUUUUUCCAGAAACUUGCCUAAAGCAUUACCAUCUUUGUACCACGGUGAAGAUUACGUCAGCUGGUCCCCAGAUAAGAAGACGGAGCCAUCCCGCCACUGGAUUUCCAGAGUAUGGGGUUUCCUUCAGGAGGUCGUGGGUACGUCUCAAAGCUAUUCAGAGCCGAGCUGCACUUUAGACGUACUAGCACCUUUGUCUAGCUGGAGCAUUCUUCCGGCAACGGAACCGUUAGACAACUUCUUGAAUGUUUCAAGUCCAGUCGCAGAUGACUUCCUGGUGCCCUUGAAACUGGCAGAGUCUGUGCUUGAUUUCACGAAUAUCGAGGCCACGCUUGCUUGUUCACGCCCGCUUGGUCGCGCUCUUAGGAGCCUUGGGCUACCCGAGCUAAAUUGUACUACACUUCCCAGCUCACCCCAAUACAUGAAUCUUCCGCGGCGUAUUGUGGCAUCUCCUUUAAAACCAGUAUCACUUCUUACAGCACUUCACAGCCGAAUGAUGAGGAAACCACGCUCCUUGCAAGGAAAAUUGGAUCGAUCUGGUUGCAAGACCAUCUUGAAGUAUUUUUGUGACAACCUAAACAGCCUAGAGUCCAUGCCUUCUAGCAAAGAUAUCUUGAGAAAGCUACCCUUUUAUCUAACAACACAUGGUGGUCUUGUCGCUAUUGAUGACCAAAGAAGCGUUUGCCUCUUACCGAGUGGAAUACCCAGGAUUGAAAUGAAUCAGCUAGAAAGUGAAGUCAAGGUGUUGUUCCUGGAAUGUAUGCAAGAUCUCUCUAACUUGUACAAAUAUCUAUCGUUUGACAGCAUAUCCUCAGUGAAUGUGUACUGUGAGUUUAUCUUGCCAAACUUUAACGUUUUCAGCAGAGAGGCAAGGGAAACGCACCUCAAGUACAUCCGAGAUUCAGUUUUCACAAGCACUUUGCUGAACGACCACGAUGAACAGAGACUGACCGACUGCCUAAAAAACAAGGAAGUCAUUACCACAAAGAAUGGAACAUUGAGAAAAGCAAAUUCUUUCUAUGACCCACGUAAUGACGUUUUCAAGGCUAUGCUUUCUGGGGACAAGUUUCCAAGUGAACCUUUCAAUUCAGACUGGUGGCUUCUGUUUAUGAAGAAGAUUGGGAUGGUAUGUGAAGUCUCGUGCGAUCAUUUUAAGAGAUUCACCGCUGAGGUUGCGCACGAAGCGGUCACGCAACGUACUGAUACAACAGACAAGAAGUCCAAGGUUUUGGUCUCCCAUCUUUUCAGUCGAUCUCAAGUACUGAGUGAGGGUCUGCUGCAAGCUGUUUGUGGUGUUCGUUUUGUGGUCUCAGAUCCUGUACGGGAAGACCUUCUAAAUCUACAUGCACAAUUUGGUGAAAGAGAAGACGGCAAAACUCCGUACAUUUCUUUUAAAGGCUCUGUGGUGUCUGACCAUGCUGAAGCUGUAUGGACGACAGCGUAUCUGCUCCCUAAGUGGGCAGAUCCAAGUUUUCAUUUUGGAGGUGCCUUUUAUCUUCCGCAACUUUAUGUUCUCUCAAAUCCUACGCUAGAACUGGUUACGGCUCACUGUAUCAGAAUCUCUCAUCAUCUGGCAAAGCAGAACGACACCAAAGUGCCAGAAGAACAGAUUGCGACGAGAAGAUCAGUCAUGAGAAAGAUUUACACUUUGCUGCAGGACAAAGUUAUCACUGAAAGUAAUGUAAAAGGCGGUCUUGAAAGUGCACCGUGCGUUUUGGUUGAGAAAGGUACAAGGCUCGUGCAAGCUAAACAGGUUGUACUCGAACUGCUCGAGAGAGACGAGAUAUCACCAUUUCUUUUUCGCGUUCCUCCUGAAUUUGGAGAGUUUCACCAGCUGUUUCAUCACCUUGGCUGCUCAAAGUCCGUACAAUCAUCCCACUACGCGAUGGUUUUGGAAAUGCUACAUGAUCAGUGUCAAGAAAAUAAGCUGCAUCCGAACGAGAUCCAAAGUUCCAUGCGAGCAGUUAGGGGCCUCUUUGAAAGCUUGCUAAAGGAUUCAGAGAAAAAUGUUGAUCUCCUAAAACUAUACUUGCCAGCAUUGUGUCCACACAGUAGGAGCCCCAGUGGCACUUCUGAAGUUACAUUGCACAAGUCGACGGACCUGAUCUUCGACGACGCGCCUCAGUAUCAAAGUCGGCUGCAGCAUUUCAAGCAACUAUUUUUGGUGGAUCUGAAGAGGGCAGAACUGCAAUUUACUUCAUCCAUGAACUACAAGGACUACAUCAUGCGUCUUCCAACUGAUUGUCGCCCGAAGGUGUUGUCUGAUGUGGUGGAGGAGAAGUUUGUUGAUAAUCAGGAUUCGAUCGGUCGUGGUAGUUCACCUGUUCAGCUGAGCGUCGCUGAUUCCUUGACAAAACAGCUCGGCUCACAACAAUUCUGUCAUGCAAUCUUAAGGCUUAUUCGUCAUGCAAACCAUGAAAGUGGAAAUUUGGACGAUACUGUCAUCGCUUCUGUAAAAGAGAGACUAAAAAACAUCGAGUUUCUUGGGAUGAACAGAAUUGAAACCAAGCUGAUGUACGAGGGAAUUCCUAUUCCAGGCAGUGAAACGGAAGUGCCACUUUUUGUAGAUAAGGUUUCGAAGGCCGGUAAAGUUCUUUGGAAGGUCUAUAUUGUUGCAGAGGAGGAUGCAACUCUUGGCAACAUAUCUUUGGCCUUAACGGAAGUGAUUUCAGAAGCCUGCGAAGGAUUGUUACGGCACACAGUUAUGUUCAUUCCAGAGAUGUUGCGCGCGGAUCCCACUGAGAUAUGGUCAAUCCUGGACACCAUGAAAAUUCGCCAAGAUGACUCAUACGACGCGUCACAAAGCAAUGUGUUGCCACAGCCGGGAAAUUUCAUUCCCAUUGAAGAUCACCAUCUCUUAAACGAAGCAUUUGAAGAAUUCACACCUGGAGAAUAUGUUGCAUUGGAAUUGGAUGAUCCCAGUCUGAGCAAAGAGAAUGGAGAUGCUACCUUCAUCUAUGCCAUAAUAAUCGAGGAAACAAAUUGCGAGGGUGCCACUGUCUACACAAAACUAUACACAGUGAAUAUAGGCCAUGACAAAAGGGUUGCCGAAUCGGCUGAUUUGUACAAAUUUCACCGUUUUCAGUUCUGUGAAGAAGCAGGAAGCUCCUCCCAAACAAAAGACAAAACGAAGAUUUUGGCACAGAUCACAGAAGUGCUCGAAAUGGCAUGGCAAUUACCAGAGGAAAGGAGAAGAAAAAUCGUGAAGAGACUCUUCUUACAGUGGCACCCAGACAAGACGCUUGAAGACCAAGCAUUCUGCCAGGAUGUUUUCCAGCACCUUCAGGAUGAGUUGGCAAGAUUGGAGAGCAACAAGGCACGACGCACAAGGAGGAAGGGCUCUGGAAGCACAAAACCAAACCAUUACGAAGCUUUUUUUGAUUUCUGGGGAACGCGUGCCCGAAGGCAUCAAGCUCAGCGCCAGGAAUACAAGGCAAUUUAUUUGGAAAGGUUUGGAUCGCGUGAAGUGACGUCGGCGUUACACGGCUCAACAACAGUCAUUCCCCCAAGUUUUUGUAAGAAGAAUCCUCAACCAGGUGAGGCACGCCGCUGGUUUAGACAAGCGAGAGCCGACCUCAAGGCUGCUGACAAAGACUUGGCGGCUGACAACCCAUCCUAUGAAUGGGCGUGUUUCAAGUGCCACCAGGCCGCGGAGAAGGCACUCAAGGCAGCUCAAUAUGCAGAUGAUGCUUUCAAGACCCGUGCGCAUAGUCUGAUACAGAUUGCUUCACGUUUGGACGACUCAGAGUUAACCAGCUUGGCAAGUCAACUGGAGAGUAGCGUGGUAGACUCGACACGUAUGCGCUAUCCCGACCGAGUCUAUUACCCUCAGAUACCCAACGAUGUCUACACGAACGAUACAGCCCAAAAGGUUCUAGAGCUGGCGUCGACAGUCCUAGAGAGAGUCGGCGACAAACUCUCAAAAUUGUAAUCGUUGAUCAGGUCUUAAGACGUACCCGAAGUAGCGGCAUUGUAUCAUUUAACAUAAAUUUUGUGUGUGAAUUAGUAGCUCUGCACCAGAGAUUCCGGGAGGGAAUAUUUGGUCGAUGCGUGACCUUUUCGCAUUCGAAGAACUGUGUAUUCUGGUACAGUACUGUGCAGGUUCAGCUAGGAGUAAUAGGGAGCUUAAGCAACGGCGACGACGACGCCGAGGACAACGCCUGGUAAAAAAUGAAUUCAUAUUUUACAAGCGAAAUUCGCGAAUGUCUAGAUCUGUUCAGUACGCCAAUGGCACUAAAAACUUGCUUAGGUUAAAUAUGCAACGACGGCGUAUAGUUCCAAAUGGCAAUGCGAAAAACUAGCCGUCGUCGUCCACGUUUCGUAGACGACGCAGAACUUGAUCAUUUCACGUUGUUGUUUUGCAGAGGA
Messenger RNA from Orbicella faveolata, 17486 nucleotides. Its product is annotated as sacsin-like. Lineage: Eukaryota; Metazoa; Cnidaria; Anthozoa; Scleractinia; Merulinidae. The record is from RefSeq and is a predicted model, not a curated record. Gene Ontology annotation, molecular function: Hsp70 protein binding.